AUGAAGAUUCCUCUUCCUCUUCAUCUUCUUCUAUUCUUCUCAUUAAUACACUUCUCAAAUGGAUGUCUUAAAAUAAAUAUCCUUCCGCCUACGACUACUCUGGCUCCAAAUACCUGUCACUGUGAAGCCCUCCCCUUAAACAGCACAACCAUUCAAGCCUACAUCCAACCGAGUAAUCCAUUCUAUCUCGUUCUCUCCACUGCUACAUUAUCCGCUCCAACUGUUUCAUUCGAUGAGUGCAGUGUAAUGAUGUGGUGUGAUGGAGACUAUAGUUUAGUUGUGUUCGAUGACACUUCCCUUGGAAAAAUAUUCGGCGCCUAUCCUGCAAACGGGUUCUGUGAUGCAGAGAGUCAGGAGUGGUUGGUGGAUACAAGGGAGGGAUUGGGGUUGACUAGGUUUAAUCAGUUAUAUGGAAUAUGUUUUAUUGCUCCGACUACUCCAAGUACCACAUCCUCUACAGUAACCACUCCUAGUACACCAAGCACCACAAGAUCGUCCACUACAGUAUCUUCUACAGUAACCACACCACGACCUACAACUACAACUCCUGCUCCAACUAGUACAACUAAUCCAAGUACUACAAGAUUGUCAUCGUCCACUACAGUAUCUUCUACAGUAACCACUCCAACUACUCCUUCCACAACUUCUCCAUCUACAACUACAUCUACUACAGUAACCUCCACCACAUUAAUCUGUGACUGUGAAUACGUGGCACUUGAUAGAUUCACUAUCCGUAACUACAUCUCUUCGGAUAAUCUUUUCUACAACGACUUGACCUCGGAAAAUGUUGUCCUUCCGAUAGCGACUAAUGAGAGUUGCUCCGUGACGAUGACAUGUCCUACAGGUUACAGUAUGCUAGUGUUUGACAGGACUAAUUUGGAGUCGGAGAAUACUCACAACGUCUCAACAUCUACAACACAUACAACCACCACCAACUCGGAAUGCACUCCGACAUCGCGGUCAACUUUUGUAUACGCAUAUUCUAACGAUAAAUUCGCAAAUGAGUUCCACAGAAUUUGGCCGCCUAGAAACCAAAGCCGAGAUUUCUCUGAUAGAAUGUAUUCAAUGUACGCAACUAUUCGGUUUGACACUGUUGCGGAAGAUGAAAUUCAAUACCAUACAACUUGGGAUGGAACAGGAACUAUGCUGCAAUCAGAAUUGCCGUCGUUAGCAACAACAGCAAUUUAUUUCUGCAGUAUGAUUAUUCAACGGAGGGCACUCAGGUUAUGCAUAUUCGAGUCGUUGGCAGCACAUGCUUGUCGCUGUGAAGCCCUCCCUCUGAACAGCACAACCAUCCAUGCCUAUAUCCAACCGAGUAAUCCAUUCUAUCUCGUUCUCUCCACUGCUACAUUAUCCGCUCCAACUGUUUCGAUCGAUGAGUGUAGUGUAAUGAUGUGGUGUGAUGGAGACUAUAGUUUAGUGGUAUUCGAUGACACUUUCCUUGGAAAAAUAUUCGGCGCAUAUCCUGCAAAUGGGUUCUGUGAUGCAGAGAGUCAGGAGUGGUUGGUGGAUACAAGGGAUGGAUUGGGGCUGACUAGGUUCAAUCAGUUAUAUGGAAUAUGCUUUAUUGCUCCGACUACUCCAAGUACCACAUCCUCUACAGUAACCACUCCUAGUACACCAAGCACCACAAGAUCGUCCACUACAUCAUCUUCUACAGUAACCACGCCAACCACUGCAACAACAACUCCUGUUCCAACUAGUACAACUAGUCCAAGCACUACAAGAUUGUCAUCGUCCACUACAGUAUCUUCUACAGUAACCACUGCCACCACUCCUUCCACAACUUCUCAAGCUACAACUACAACUACAGUAACCUCCACCCAAUCAAUCUGCAACUGUGAAUACGUGGCACUUGAUAGAUUCACUAUCCGUAACUACAUCUCUUCGGAUAACCUGUUCUACAACGAUUUGACCUCUGAAACUGUUGCCCUUCCGACAGUGACUAAUGAAAGUUGCUCUGUCAAAAUGACCUGUCCGACAGGUUACAGUAUGCUAGUGUUUGACAGGACUAAUUUGGCGAAGUUGUUCGGAACUCCAUCUGCCAGUGGACAAUGUGAUGCGACAAGUAACAAAUGGAAGGUUGACACUGGUUCCCGUGUAAAACUCACAACUUUUAAUCAGAUGUAUGGAAUCUGUAUUUUCAAUGAGGACAUGAAUGUGAAUUAUACUCUUCCUUCAACACUCGUUUCUUCCACAACCACCACGCCGCAUAGUUUACCAACUACCACUACAGUAAGAAAUGAAUGCAAUGAGACAUCAGUGACCACUCUGGUGGUUGCUUAUUCAAAUGAUAUCCCAGUAGACGAUUUCACUACACUUUGGGAAUACUUUGAUAUGAUUAAAGUGGAGGAAAAUUUCGACGAGUAUAUUGCGUUCGCGAAUAUUCGAUUCGAUACUGUAAACGAAGACGUCAUGCAAUACCAUAAAUCUUGGGAGGAAAUGGGUGUGUCUAUUAUGGAACGACUUCCUGAUCCAUCUCUUGGUUUCAAAGACGUGGAGACCGGAAGUGAUGUUUUGAAGAUGAUCGAUAAUUUCGCCAGCAGCACUCAAUCACCUGUAUGCCGUGCCAAAAUGUAUAUAUUCGUUUCACGUCAUCAAACCGAGAAGGACAUCGACAAACUAGUUGAGAAGUUACGUUAUCAUCACAUUGCUCCGUAUCUUUUUGUUUUGAAAUCGUCAACUGGAGGUUUUUACCCGGAGACUUUGUAUGAUCUUGCGACCAGGACUAACGGACUGUGCGAAUAUUCUGAUAUCUACAACAGUGCUCGCCUAUUCCCAUCUCUGAGACUAUUUCACGCUACUAAUGUGGUAGUUCCCGGCGGAACCGGUAGUUUCGUUCGUUUGUUUCCACGAUUUAUUGAAGAAGUGUAUUUCUUGAUCAUUUCGGUUCAGGAUUAUGUCCCGAUUAACUCAUUCAAAAUUUUGAACGCAACAUGGGAUAACUCGGUGCCACUUUUACAAAAAACACAAAGUGUACCUAAUGUUUAUGGAAUAUGGUUCAUGCCGGAGAAAAAUUCUACCCAAUUGAGAUUUGAUUACGAUUAUACGGGCAAUACAUCAACAGUUGUGCAUAUUCGAGUAUAUCAGUAUACCGGAUAUCCCCCUGAGUGGCCUGCUUAUACGGAUUAA
This is a messenger RNA of Caenorhabditis remanei, 3132 nucleotides long. RefSeq lists its product as uncharacterized. NCBI's taxonomy places the organism in Eukaryota, Metazoa, Nematoda, Chromadorea, Rhabditida, Rhabditidae. The transcript has 14 exons. The record is from RefSeq and is a predicted model, not a curated record. Gene Ontology annotation, biological process: innate immune response. Bases 1 to 3132 code for a protein of 1043 amino acids.